Dioszegia hungarica is the source of this 1035-nucleotide messenger RNA. RefSeq names its product thioesterase-like superfamily-domain-containing protein. The coding region runs from base 1 to 1035 and encodes 344 amino acids. Gene Ontology annotation, cellular component: peroxisomal matrix. Gene Ontology annotation, molecular function: fatty acyl-CoA hydrolase activity. The record is from RefSeq and is a predicted model, not a curated record. The transcript has 3 exons. NCBI's taxonomy places the organism in Eukaryota, Fungi, Basidiomycota, Tremellomycetes, Tremellales, Bulleribasidiaceae. Gene Ontology annotation, biological process: acyl-CoA metabolic process; fatty acid catabolic process.
AUGGCAGAAACGCUUAAAGAGAGCAUCGCCGUCACGCCAAUAGCUGGAUUACCUGGGAGUUUCACCGCUCCUCCCUUCUUUGAGCGAGCCCGGGCUGGAAAUUCGCAGCCCAUAGCCUUUGGCGGACUUGCAUUGUCUCAAGCCGUCACUGCCGCCUUCCACACGCUGCCCCCACCCAGUAGCUCGUCCGGCCCCGACUUCCACCUCUUCUCGGUCCAGGGCUCGUACCUCGGUCCCGCAUCCACAGAUGUGCCCACCACCUUCACCGUCCAGGAGAUCCGUACCACAAGAAGUAUGGUCACUCGUCUGGUCACUGCCAGCCAGGUCAUCCCGCCUAAAGCCGGCUCCUCCUCGGCACCCGCAGCGCGCAAAGUCCUUAUUUGCCUGCUCGACUUUCACCGCCCCGAGCCGGCCUUCCUCACGUACUCCCGACCACCUCUUCAUCCUGGCUCUUACGCCUCCCCAUCCACCUCAAAGCCAAUAGAAGAGGUCCUCGACUCGCUGCCUUGGGACCCCAAGGUUUACCCGGUGUUCAAGAAGCAGUUUGAGCUUCCGCUCAGGAUGUUUGAAUACCGGCCGGUCAUCUCUUCGUCUGGCGCGCAGACCAGCUUGGGCUUUGUCAAGGUCAAGACGGCUCAGGAUAAUAUGGAGAUCACGAGGCGGACAGCUUGUAAUUGGAUAAGGGCGAGAGGGGAACUGUCGAGCUACGACGAGCGAUGUGCCGCGUUAGCCUGGAUCAUGGAUACUACCCUCUCUUUCCUCCCCCUCUCCCUCUCGAAGAUUCCCCUCACCAUCGCCCGCGCCGUCGCAUCACUUGACUUUUCCCUUCGCUUCUUUACCCCACCGCCCGCUGCGAUCGAGCAGGACUGGAUGCUGCACGAACAAUACACGCAGCACGCGGCUGAGGGGCGCACUUUCAGUGUAGGAAGGAUGUUUACCGAGGCUGGCGUGGAGAUUGCAAGGAUGAGCCAAGUCAGUAUCUUGCGGGGACCGGAGGGGCAAUCUGUGCAGAUGGAGGGAAAAGCCAGGCUGUAG